This is a messenger RNA of Armigeres subalbatus, 597 nucleotides long. RefSeq lists its product as uncharacterized. Bases 1 to 597 code for a protein of 198 amino acids. The record is from RefSeq and is a predicted model, not a curated record. Lineage: Eukaryota; Metazoa; Arthropoda; Insecta; Diptera; Culicidae. The transcript has 2 exons.
AUGCAUUUGAAGUUAGCGAAGGAUAACCCGGAAUCAUUCGACCUGUUCUUGAAGAAGAUCAUCGAAGGAUUCGUCGUGAACCGUUCGACACAGCAGUUUACGGAGGAACAACUAGCUCACCUCAACAAGGGACUGGGGUAUGCGAUCACACAGAAAUCAGACGUGGAACAGAUCAUCGUGGACAUGGAGACAGCGAUUUCCCGAAACAUCGAGCAACAGGAUCAAAAUACAGCGAGGAACAUCGUGGCAGACGCCAUCAAAGAAGGACGGCACGGGACAACGAACCAUGACGAAAGGAGGAUUCUAAAGGAGCUUAAGGAAAAACCAGUAUACUACGUAAAAGCCGAUAAGGGAAACGCAGUAGUGGUAAUGGAUAAAGAGGACUACGACGAACAGAUGACGACGAAAAUCAACGGAGGACCUUAUAGACAUUUGAGAGUGGAUCCGCUACCAGGAUUAAUACGACUCACGGACAAAACAAUAAAGGAGUGUAAGGCGAUCAUCGGAGAAGCCCGAGUGAAGACAGUAAACCCGGUUCUACCUAGGAUUAAAGGACUACCAAAAUCCAUAAACCCGGCAAGGAGAUGCGAGAGAUAG